This is a messenger RNA of Belonocnema kinseyi, 2926 nucleotides long. It is a transcript of the gene Tdrd3, whose product is annotated as tudor domain-containing protein 3-like. Gene Ontology annotation, molecular function: protein binding. The coding region runs from base 383 to 2527 and encodes 714 amino acids. The record is from RefSeq and is a predicted model, not a curated record. The transcript has 10 exons. Lineage: Eukaryota; Metazoa; Arthropoda; Insecta; Hymenoptera; Cynipidae. Gene Ontology annotation, cellular component: nucleus.
GCUAAAAAAACCCCGAGAGCCAGGAAUUUUGUGUGGGUGCGGUUUUUUCGUUGACUUAACAAAGCUCCAGAAUAAAAUAACCAAUUUGUGAAGUUUUGUUUCGAACAAUAUAUGGGUUAUCAAAUUAGUGACGAAUCUAUGAAAAAAUAGCACAGUAAAAUAGCCUCUAAUUAUUGACGUAAGGAAUAUCUAUCACCACAUUGUGGAAGUGGAAUGUCAGCCCAGCUGAUAAUUGUUUAUGCACAAGUGUAAAUAGAAAAAAGUGGACAUUUGGAUAAACAAUUAACUAGACACAUUAAUGAUAUGGAAACCAGUGAACCUGUAGAAUCAGAGAGUUUCAAGUGAAAAAGUAGUGUUAAAUUAUUAUCCUGGAUUGAAAACCAUGACAGUUACGGAGAAGUUGCAGAAGCAGGGCUGGUUUCUAUCAGAACGUGGACUCAGUCUUGCAAGCGAUGAUGGAAAUAUAGUAGAUAUUCAGAAGAUAAUAAAACGAGCAGCAGAGCUUGAUUUGAAAGAAAUUGGAAGCGGUGAGGCAGAUAUUAACCAGGGAAAUGUAAUUCUCCAGAUUCAAAAAUUACGAAAUGUAGCCGCUCCAAAAAGUAAAGAAGAAUGCCGUUCAGCUCCUCGAAUGCUUAAAAUGUUCUUGACCGAUGGCCGAAAUAAUUAUCAGGCUAUCGAGAUUGAACAUAUUUCUGUUUUGAGUCUCAAUACUCCUCCUGGAACGAAAAUAUUCUUGAAAUCCGCCAACGUCCCUACAUCACAUGGGACGAUUUUACUCAGGCCUUUUGAUAUUGGACAAGUUCUCGAAGGAAAAGUAGCAAACCUUGUGGAAAAAUGGGAACUGAACAAAAAACUGUCGGUACACUCGAGAGUAAGGUCAGCAGAAGAAGGAGGCCCUCCACCCUGGAUUCCCUUUGGAAAGAAAAUCAUCAAAGUCGUUGACCAAGCCAAGAAUUUUAAGGCGCUCGCUGAUAAAGAAAAAGUCACUAAUGAAAAUUCGGAAUUCGAGGCGCAACGCAAAGACGCCAUCGCUGAAGCUGCUAAGCAAGGGAAUAAAAAGAUUUUCGGUGGUGGAAACAAACAGCUUCUUGAUCACGGAGUACAAAAAAUCGUCGAUCAGGGAUUUUCUAUCGAACAGGCUGAAUAUGCUUUGAGAGUAACUCGCAACAAUGUCGAUAGAGCUUUGAAAACUCUGCAAAGAAAUGAUAACAAACAGAGCAGCAACCCGAGAGAACCACGAGAACCAAAAGGCAAGCGUUUCGAAAAGAAAAUGGAAGAGACUGGAAAACCAAGCAGUGGGAAAGUCUCGUUAUUCGAUUUCCUAGAAGACAAACUUCCGGCCCAGUCUGAAGUUACAGAAGUGAAUUAUUCGCAACAAACAAAUGAGUCCGUUAAGGAAAAAUUCGAGUACGACUCGCGAGGAGGCGAUCGGUUUAAUUCAAUGAGAGGUUCUAGAGCCCAGAAAGGAGGAAAAGGAUACCAAGUUCCUCCAAGGCAUCUGGACGAUACGAAAUCUAACAAGUGGUCAAACAGUAAUUCCUACAAUCCACAAGUUCCUUCUUAUAAUUCAAACGGCGUUAUUACACAAAGCAAACCUCCGAGAUUUCAGAGAAACCAGGAAAAUUUCAACCAGUAUCAGACUGAUAGUAAUCCAAGGGAUAAUAAUCUGAGGGAUAAUAAUCCGAGAGAUCAUAAUGCGAGAGAUCAUAAUCCAAGAGAUCAUAAUCCAAGGGAUAAUUACAAAGUGAACUACAACAAAUACCCUCAGAACGAAACGAGGAAUCCCUUCCCUGGAUCUCGUUCCGAUGGUGGAAAUCCUAGAGGCGCUUCAUCUGGAAAUUACAACAAACCCCAAGAUCAAGGAAAAAUGUGUAUUCCUAGAAAUCAGCACCAACCAGAAUAUGAUUCGAGAAAUAAGCAUUACGAACCUCAUCCUAGACACAAUCGAAUCCAGGAUGGAAAUCGUAAAGAAUUUUCGACUGAAGGAAAUGAGAGAAGUUCAAGGAAUCAAACUAACAAAUUCUCCGUGCCGGAAGAUAGUUAUAAUCAUAACAACGUUCAGAAAAAUGGAGGCCAUUUCAACAGUGAAGCUAAUCAAAACGCAGUGUGUGCGCCUUGGGUUUGGAAAAUUGGAGACAAGUGUAUGGCUAAAUACUGGGAAGAUAAUAGGUAUUACAAUGCGGAAGUAACCGCCGUUUCCGACAGAACUUGUGUUGUUCAGUUCAAAGAAUUCCAUAAUUACGAGGAAGUCUUGCAAAUUGAUUGCAUACCGUGUACGGAAGACCCAAGAAAUCGAACGGACCAAAGACAAACUCAGGAUGGAAAAAGACAGGACUAUCGUCCCAAUAACAGGCCAACGCGUUAUGAUCAGAAUCACGACCGGAUCAAUGUUGGCAUGGAAUUUAGAAGAGGAGGAGGCGGAGCGGGAAUCAAAGGAGGAUAUAGAAAAAGGGGAUCACAGCGCACUGCGCAACAGAUUUACCAGCCACCAGCUCAACGCACUCCUUCAGUUCCACAAGAUACAUAGAGUGUCUAUUAAUGGCUUAGACUUGGAGAGUGUUUUUAGUGAAAUAGGCAGUUAAUUUCCAAUUAAUUACACAAGGUGGCUGGCCCGUUAUUGUCUCAAGACUGACAACGCGAAUGCUUUUGACUUAAGAGUCAGGAACUUCAACUUUCAAUAAUUUACUUUGAAUAAAUUUAGGAAUGUAAUUAUAAUUAAAAAUGAAAUUAGCGCAUCGCCGUGGAUUGAAGCGCGAAACUAGAGUUGUUUUAAAUAGCUGUUCGUUGUUCUUAUACGAUAAUGAACGCAUUGCAUACAUUAUUAAUGCAUUUUUAACGUAACGAUCUUCCUCCCUCACUAAAAGAAUGAAUUGUUUCUCUAACUUAUCUAUCAUCCUAGUGUAAUAAUAAACUUUGUAAUAUUUAA